Molecule: messenger RNA, 2862 nt
Organism: Cicer arietinum (chickpea)
Lineage: Eukaryota; Viridiplantae; Streptophyta; Magnoliopsida; Fabales; Fabaceae
Source: RefSeq, a predicted model, not a curated record
CACCUCGUACCAUGGUUUCUGUAUAUGUAUCAUGUCACGUUUUCGUCCUUUUCUCACUAAAAUAAACUCUCUCUCUCUCUCUCUCUCUCUCUCUCUCUCUCUCUCUUCUGUACUUUUACUCGUUUUCUUCAACCUACACACACAUCACGAAUUCCGUCAUACAAAUUCUAUCUUUUUAAUUCUCUUUAAACUAACUCCGACCAUCUAAAUGGCUGAUACUCGCCGGAGAGGAUGAAAUUUACCGGCAACUUUCAGUACCCUCCCGUUGGCAUUACUUCCAAGAAUCCAAACACUUCACCUCACUCAGAUCUUCAACCUCCUAAACCAUUUCAACGCCGGAAACCUAGAACUCCGGGAACUCGUUUGAAGAAAUAUGGAGCUUCCGGUGCUGGUAAACGGAGCAGACCAGAAACCCCGCUCUUGAAAUGGAAGAUCCAUGACGAUGCACUUGAAGAGGACCACAAGUUGUCGCCGGCGAGUUCUAGUCGGAGAACGAGCCGGAGUUUGAAGAAGCAAACGGAAGUGUCUGUGUCGGCACGGAGACUUGCUGCCGGACUAUGGCGGCUGCAUCAGCCGGAGAUGGUAGUGGAUGAUAACCAGAGGAGGUUAGGGUUUCAGAAUGGAAGUGGCCAUGUAGGCCUCCCUUUCCCGGGUCGUCCAAAUGGCAUGACUCAUGAUCCGAAGAAUCAAUCUCAAAGUCCUCGUUCCGUCUUUGGGACAAAGAGUGGACACAACUGUCAGCUCAAGCCUUUCCAGAUUCUGAACACAGAAAUGGAGGGUGCAACAAAGUGGGAUCCUGUAUGUCUAAAAACAUUGGACGAGGCGCAGCAUAUCUACGCAAAACUUGAACAAAAGGUAAGAACUGUAUCUGUUGUAUCUGCUCUUGAAGCUGAACUAGAGCAGGCACGGGCACGUAUUCAAGAGCUUGAGACUGAACACCAUUCAUCCAAAAAGAAACUUGAUCAUAUCUUGAAGAAAGUCGGGGAGGAAAAGGCCCAAUGGCGAAGCAGAGAGCAUGAGAAAAUCCGUGUAUAUAUUGAUGAUAUUAAAGCAGAGUUGAAUCGAGAAAGGAAAAGUCGCCAGAGGAUUGAAAUUGUCAAUUCCAGGUUGGUAAAUGAGUUGGCAGAUGUGAAACUAUCAGCAAAGCGCUACAUGCACGAUUAUGAUAAGGAGAGGAAGGGCAGAGAACUGGUUGAGGAAGUGUGUGAUGAGCUUGCCAAGGAAAUUGGAGAAGACAAGGCUGAAGUUGAAGCGCUGAAGAGGGAAUCUAUGAAACUUAGGGAAGAACUGGAAGAGGAGAGAAAGAUGUUACAGAUGGCUGAAGUAUGGCGUGAAGAACGUGUUCAAAUGAAGUUGAUAGAUGCAAAAGUUGCUCUUGAAGAGAAAUAUUCACUGAUGAAUAAACUUGUUGCAGAUUUAGAAACUUUUCUCAAGUCAAAAAAUGUGAAUUCAAACACAAAGGAGAUGAAAGAAGCACAGUCACUUCAUCAGGCUGCAGCCGCAAUGAACAUUCAAGACAUUAAAGAAUUUUCAUACGAACCCCCCAAAUCAGAUGAUAUUUUUGCCAUUUUUGAAGAUGUAAAUUUUGGCGAGCACAACGAUAGGGAGAUUGAACCUUAUGUUUCUCACAGUCCUCCUAAUCAUGCCUCCAAGAUUCACACAGUGAGUCCUGAAGCAAAUGGAAUACGUAAAGAUGGCAUUCCAAGGCGUUCGGAUGUAUUUAUAGAUGAUAAUGGUGAUAUAGAGGGUGAUGAAAGCGGGUGGGAAACUGUGAGCCAUGUUGAUGAUCAAGGCUCAAGUUAUUCUCCAGAAGAGAGUGUCCAAUCUUUGAACAAGAACCAUCGAGAGAGUAAUGUUUCGCGGAGGAGUGUACUUGAAUGGGAAGAAAAUGCUGAUGAGCAGACACCAAUAACUGAAAUUGGUGAAGUAUGUUCUAUACCAACUAAGCAAUCAAAAAAGGUAUCAUCCGUUACGAGACUUUGGAGGUCGUUCCCAAACAAUGGGGAUAAUUACAAUAUAAUCUCUGUGGAGGGAAUGAAUGGGAAGCUUUCAAAUGGAAGAUUAUCCAAUGCAUCUCCAGAUUGUGGAUCAGGUAAAGGGGGACUUAGUCCUCAAGACCUUGAAUACCGGUUUAGUCCUUCUGAGUCUGGAAGUCCACAUUCACAACGAGGUAUGAAAGGAUGCAUUCCUCGCGGUGCACAGAAGCAUAGCUUGAAAGCUAAACUUUUGGAGGCUAGAAUGGAGAGCCAAAAGGUUCAGUUGCGCCAUGUUCUUAAACAGAAGAUUUAGAUGUGAGCAUAGGCAUUGCAUGGAUUGUCCUUCUGAAAUCACUUAAGGAAAGUGGUUCAUUUUAGGUUGUGAAGAAGGUACUAUUGUGCUGUUUAUGUAGAAACUUCUCAGAAGAUAUGAGAGGCCAUGAAUAUAUGCACAUACCGUUAUAAGCAGAUUCUCUUUUCCUUCCCUUGUGCUAUCAUAACUGUAACAGUGGAUUGUGUUGGGAAAUGAUUUGCUUUGUAAUAUGUUGUAACUGGCCUUACUUCAUUGCAAUAGGGUCUUGAGAAAAAUUACCAGAAGCAUGUGACUUGUGUUGUAUCAAUUAUUGUCAGAGGGCAAAUGUCAAGGAAAAACAGACUCAUAAAAUAUAGAUGAUAGUUUUCUAGAUUUUGAUUUUCUGUCAUUGCUGAUGUUGCUUAGGAUUUUGUUGUAGAUUGUAUUGUAGAAGAUUUACAAGGGUGAUGUGGUCCUGGCAUGGAAAAAGAUAAACUUUAUACUUGAAUGCUGGGACCUUGUCCUCUUUAUGUUAAUUUUGAUAAUAACUGUUGUCUAAAUAUCUAAUGAAAAUAAUGAAACUGAGAUUAGCAA